Messenger RNA from Clarias gariepinus (North African catfish), 612 nucleotides. Its product is annotated as C-X-C motif chemokine 11-6-like. The record is from RefSeq and is a predicted model, not a curated record. Gene Ontology annotation, cellular component: extracellular region. Gene Ontology annotation, biological process: inflammatory response; chemokine-mediated signaling pathway; antimicrobial humoral immune response mediated by antimicrobial peptide. The transcript has 4 exons. Bases 71 to 364 code for a protein of 97 amino acids. Gene Ontology annotation, molecular function: CXCR chemokine receptor binding; chemokine activity. Lineage: Eukaryota; Metazoa; Chordata; Actinopteri; Siluriformes; Clariidae.
CAUUCUUGCACACAAGCUUCUUCAUCAGUGACAAGAAAAUCAUUCACUGAGCAUCAAGAGCAAGAGGAAAAUGAAGUCUGCUGCAGUUUUUGUUGUCUUUGCUGGUCUACUUAUCGUUUAUGUACAAGGACAGGCCAAGACAAGUUCAUCGAGGUGUUUGUGUCAGGGUCCUCUGGCCAAUGUAGUUCGUACACAACGUAUUGACAAAAUUGAGGUUUAUCCUGUUAGUGCAUCUUGUGAAAAUGUGGAAAUCAUUGUCACUCUGAAAGACGGUGCAGGGAAAAAAUGCUUGAAUCCAAAAUCUGAAUUUACUCAGAAAUACAUCAAGGCAGCUUUAAGAAAAGACGUGCAGAGUAAAGCAUAAACCGUCAUCACUGAACAGAAGUGGAAGAAGAGUACACAGAGAUGUCUUUGCUACUUAAUAUAUUUCCAAUCUUGUAAAACCUGUACAUAUAUGUCUAAGAUUUAAUUUAUGAUUGUUCUAUCUUAAUAUGGCCCAAUGUAUAUAAUUUUGAGGAAACAUGAAAGAUCUUUUAAAACUAUUGUUUCUGUAUACUGCCAAACUAAAUUAUAAUAAAAACAGCACAUAACAGUGCUUAAAACCUUCAGAAA